AUGGCCGACGACGAGACUAGACGCGAAACCUCCAGACUCUGGCGCGUCUGGAAGACCACCAAGCAGCUGUGCUACGACAGAGGCUACGAACUCGCCGAAGACGAACUCGAUGUCUCUCUCGACCAGUUCCGCGAUCAAUGCGGCGACGGCAGCGGCGCAGUCAACAAAUCAAAAAUGAACUUCCAAGCCCGCCCCUCAGAAGCCAUGCUCACAAAAUACACCGCCCUGCCCACCAAAUCCAACCCCAACCCCGAACCCCAAAUCGGCACCAUCUACGUCGAAUUCAGCACAGAAACCGCAAUCGGCAUCAAGCACCUGCGCAACUUUGCCCAAUUCCUCAACGACCGCAACUUUUACUCUGGAAUCUACAUCACCAGUGCUUCUGUGACUACCUCUGCACUUAAACAAGCUGCAAAUCUACCUAUUGGGAUUGAAGUUUUCCAAGAGACGGAUUUGCUGGUUAAUAUUACCAAGCACGAGUUAGUGCCUAAGCAUAUCUUGCUGAGUCCCGAGGAGAAGAAGGCACUGCUUGAUCGUUAUCGUUUGAAGGAGACGCAGUUGCCUCGUAUCCGUGUUGAGGAUCCUGUCGCCAAGUAUCUGGGUCUGCGUAGAGGUCAGGUCGUCAAGAUUAUCAGAAAGUCCGAGACUGCUGGUCGUUAUGCCAGUUACCGCUGGUGUAUAUGA
Messenger RNA from Aureobasidium melanogenum CBS 110374, 684 nucleotides. Its product is annotated as RPB5 subunit of DNA-directed RNA polymerase. The transcript has 3 exons. The record is from RefSeq and is a predicted model, not a curated record. Gene Ontology annotation, cellular component: RNA polymerase III complex; RNA polymerase I complex; RNA polymerase II, core complex. Gene Ontology annotation, molecular function: DNA-directed RNA polymerase activity; DNA binding. Bases 1 to 684 code for a protein of 227 amino acids. Lineage: Eukaryota; Fungi; Ascomycota; Dothideomycetes; Dothideales; Saccotheciaceae. Gene Ontology annotation, biological process: DNA-templated transcription.